Messenger RNA from Enhydra lutris kenyoni (northern sea otter), 4369 nucleotides. RefSeq names its product LLGL1, scribble cell polarity complex component (gene LLGL1). Gene Ontology annotation, cellular component: cytoplasm; plasma membrane; cortical actin cytoskeleton. The transcript is spliced from 21 exons. The record is from RefSeq and is a predicted model, not a curated record. The coding region runs from base 1 to 3225 and encodes 1074 amino acids. Gene Ontology annotation, molecular function: GTPase activator activity; myosin II binding. NCBI's taxonomy places the organism in Eukaryota, Metazoa, Chordata, Mammalia, Carnivora, Mustelidae. Gene Ontology annotation, biological process: regulation of protein secretion; cortical actin cytoskeleton organization; regulation of Notch signaling pathway.
AUGGACAGGCGCCCAUCCUCACCGUGCAGCUACACUAGUCUGGAGGCUGCCUUGGGGUGGGCCUCAGGUGGGCCAGGGGCUGCGUGCCGCUGCCCAUGCCCUCCCCUCCCCCUGCAGACCGUGGAGCAUGGCUUCCCCAACCAGCCCAGCGCCCUGGCCUUUGACCCAGAGCUCCGCAUCAUGGCCAUCGGCACGAGGUCUGGGGCCGUCAAGAUCUAUGGUGCACCUGGUGUGGAGUUUACCGGCCUGCACCAGGACACAGCCACUGUCACCCAGAUGCACUUCCUGCCUGGCCAGGGCCGCCUCCUGACCCUGUUGGACGAUAGCAGCCUGCACCUCUGGGAGAUUGCCCACCGCAACGGCUGCGCUCACCUGGAGGAGGCUCUCAGCUUCCAGCCACCGAGUCGGCCGGGCUUUGAUGGGGCCAGUGGCCCGCUCAGCCUUGCCCGCGUCACAGUGGUCCUGCUGGUGGCGGCUGGUGACAUGGCAGCCCUGGGCACUGAGGGCGGCAGCAUCUUCUUCCUGGAUGUUCCCACCCUGACACUGCUCGAGGGGCGGACUCUUGUCCCGGACGAGGUUCUUCGCAGCGUGCCAGACGACUACCGGUGUGGGAAGGCACUGGGCCCCGUGGAGUCACUCCAGGGACACCUGCGGGACCCCACCAAGAUCCUCAUCGGCUACAGCCGAGGCCUGCUGGUCAUCUGGAACCAGGCGGCACAGUGCGCAGACCGCGUCUUCCUGGGUAACCAGCAGCUGGAGAGCCUGUGCUGGGAACGCAGCGGCAGCACGCUGGUCAGCUCCCACAGCGACGGCAGCUACGCCGUCUGGUCCGCCGACGCCGGCGACUCCCCGAUGACCCAGCCCACAGUGGCCACCACGCCAUAUGGCCCCUUCCCCUGCAAAGCCAUUAACAAGAUUCUGUGGCGAAACUGUGAAUCUGGGGACCACUUCAUCAUCUUCAGUGGAGGCAUGCCCCGUGCCAGCUACGGUGACCGCCACUGUGUGAGUGUGCUCCGGGCCGAGACCCUGGUGACGCUGGACUUCACUUCCCGCAUCAUCGACUUCUUCACGGUGCACAGCACACGGCCUGAGGAUGAGUUCGAUGAGCCCCAGGCCCUGGCCGUGCUGCUCGAGGAGGAGCUGGUCGUGCUGGACCUGCAGACGCCCGGCUGGCCUGCCGUGCCCGCCCCGUACCUGGCCCCACUGCACUCAUCCGCAAUCACCUGCUCUGCACACGUCGCCAAUGUCCCUGCCAAGCUGUGGGCCCGCAUCGUGAGUGCUGGUGAGCAGCAGAGCCCGCAGCCUGCCUCCAGCUCCUCGAGCUGGCCCAUCACUGGGGGCCGGAACCUGGCCCAGGAGCCAUCCCAGCGAGGGCUGCUGCUGACAGGCCACGAGGACGGGACUGUGCGGUUCUGGGAUGCCUCUGGCGUGGCACUGAGGCCGCUCUACAAGCUCAGCACAGCCGGCCUCUUCCAGACAGACUGUGAGCACGCUGACAGCCUGGCCCAGGCCGCCGAGGACGACUGGCCCCCCUUUCGCAAGGUGGGCUGCUUUGAUCCCUACAGUGAUGACCCUCGGCUCGGUGUGCAGAAGGUGGCCCUGUGCAAGUACACGGCCCAGAUGGUGGUGGCUGGCACGGCAGGCCAGGUGCUGGUGCUGGAGCUAAGUGAUGUGCCCUUGGAGCAGGCCGUCAGUGUGGCCAGCGUGGACCUCCUCCAGGACCGAGAGGGCUUCACGUGGAAGGGCCACGAGCGGCUGAGUCCGCGUACGGGGCCGCUGCUGUGGCCUGCUGGCUUCCAGCCCCGAGUGCUGGUUCAGUGCCUGCCACCAGCUGCUGUCACCGCUGUCACGCUCCAUGCCGAGUGGAGCCUCGUGGCCUUUGGCACCAGUCACGGCUUUGGCCUCUUCGACUAUCAGCGCAGGAGCCCAGUGCUGGCCAGGUGCACGCUUCACCCCAAUGACUCUCUGGCCAUGGAGGGCCCACUGUCCCGGGUGAAGUCCCUGAAGAAGUCUCUGCGCCAGUCCUUCCGGCGCAUCCGCAAGAGCCGAGUCUCGGGCAAGAAGCGGGCUGCCAAUGCCACCAGCAAGUUGCAGGAGGCCAACGCGCAGCUGGCCGAGCAGGCGUGUCCCCACGACGUGGAGAUGACCCCGGUGCAGCGCCGCAUCGAGCCCCGCUCCGCCGACGACUCCCUCUCCGGCGUCGUCCGCUGCCUCUACUUUGCCGACACGUUCCUUCGAGAUGCGGCCCACCACGGACCCACCAUGUGGGCGGGCACCAACUCGGGCUCUGUGUUCGCCUACGCGCUGGAGGUGCCGGCAGCGGCAGGCGGCGAGAAGCGACCCGAGCGGGCGGUGGAGGCCGUGCUGGGCAAGGAGGUGCAGCUGAUGCACCGCGCCCCCGUGGUGGCCAUCGCCGUGCUGGAUGGCCGUGGCCGCCCACUGCCCGAGCCCUAUGAGGCCUCCCGGGACCUGGCACAGGCCCCUGACAUGCAGGGCGGCCACGCCGUGCUCAUCGCGUCUGAGGAGCAGUUCAAGGUGUUCACGCUGCCCAAGGUGAGCGCCAAGACCAAGUUCAAGCUGACGGCCCACGAGGGCUGUCGCGUGCGCAAGGUGGCACUUGCCACGUUUGCCAGUGUGGCCUGUGAGGACUACGCGGAGACCUGCCUGGCCUGCCUCACCAACCUGGGCGACGUGCACGUGUUCUCAGUGCCUGGCCUGCGGCCGCAGGUGCACUACUCCUGUAUCCGGAAGGAGGACAUCAGCGGCAUCGCUUCCUGCGUCUUCACGCGCCACGGCCAGGGUUUUUACUUGAUUUCUCCGUCUGAAUUUGAACGCUUCUCUCUAAGUGCCCGGAAUAUCACAGAGCCGCUCUGCUCUCUGGACAUCAGCUGGCCCCGAGACAGCACCCGUGCCAGCCACAGGCUCCGAGAGUCACCCAAGCUGAGCCAGGCUAACGGGACCCCAGGCAUCGUCCUGGCCUCACGGAGCCGCGAUGGAAGUCCAGAUCCUGGCCACAGCAAGGGAGCUGACACCCCCGAGCCGCCUGAGGCCAUGCUCUCGCCCAUGUCCAUGGACUCGGCCACUAGUGCGGACACCACACUGGACACGACAGGGGACGUGACGGUGGAGGACGUGAAGGAUUUCCUGGGCUCUUCAGAGGAAUCGGAAAACCUGAGGAACUUGGCAGAAGAUGAGGCUCGAGCCUGCGCCAUCCUGAUCAAAUAAGGUGCUGUGGGCUUAGGGCCCUGAGUCGGCCCGCUCCGUGCUGUUUGACGGCCCUGAUUUUCAUGCCCGGGUCUUAGAAAAACAGGGCCGGCCUGUCAGUUCCUGGAUGUCAUAGGUGGCGUGUGGAGCCGGUCCAGAGCAAACAGCGUCGCAGCGCUGGCAGCUGGGGGCUUGGGGGCUGGCUUGGCCAGCGCGUUUUGCAGAUGAGAUCCCUCGGGCUCACGUGGUCAGGUCCAGCCCGGUGAUCCCGGGGAGCAGGACCUGGAUCUGGGGUCUGCGUCGGGGGUCCCUAGGUCUGCCCCACCUGUUGGCUGUCUGGUGCCCCUACCCAGUGUGGCCCUGCACUCCAGCUCCCUCUUCCUAUUGUUGGGGUUACUGCUGCCAAGCCUGACCACCGUGGGGCCGGAUGUGCACAGUGCUCCGGCUCAGCAAGCCCGCCUCCGGCUGUCACUGCAGGACCCUUGUCCCUGGGGGGGGUGGAGUCAGCGUGGUGGCCCCUGCAGGGCUGUCGGCCCCUCUGGGGCUCCUUGCCUUUCUCUGAGCCCUCUUCUCUUCCUUUACCAGGAAGGCCAAAACUACGUGGCUCCCAACUGCCCUGCUCGGAGUUGGGAUCCAGGACUCCCUGGGCCCUUUGCCUAGACCCACAUCUGCUAACCUGUGGCCUCCACCAGGACCUGCCCGCCCCAUCCCAGGGCGGUGCGGGGCUGUGAGCCUGGGGCUCAGCCCUGAGCCUCUGGGGCAGAUUUGCAGCGGCCCCUCCUGUGGGCAGCUGGCCGCCUGGAGGCCAGGUGCCAUGGGGAGAAGACAGCUGGGGCUGGCAAGCCCACGCCACCUCUCAUCAACACACCGUCCUUCCCCAACCCCUUUGCAAAGAGUAUUUUUCUAACGCCUGUGCUGGGCUGGACGGGCAUUUCUAAAACUAUUUUGGUACUUGCUCCUGGGCCAGCACCCACCUCCACCCCCCAGUCUGUGCACGAGUACGUGUGUGCGUGUGUGACCGCGUGAUUGGGAUCUAGUUAGAGGAGUGUGUGUGUGUGUGUGUGUGUGUGUAUAUGUGUGUGCACGUGUUGGGAGGGGGGUCGGUCAGGAUGGGUUUCCCUGUAGAUUGUACCUGGAGUUUUUUUCUUGUUAUUUUGUUAAGAUU